Messenger RNA from Myiozetetes cayanensis, 1987 nucleotides. It is a transcript of the gene IL33R, whose product is annotated as interleukin 1 receptor like 1. Gene Ontology annotation, molecular function: interleukin-1 receptor activity; interleukin-33 binding; interleukin-33 receptor activity. Lineage: Eukaryota; Metazoa; Chordata; Aves; Passeriformes; Tyrannidae. The record is from RefSeq and is a predicted model, not a curated record. The transcript has 13 exons. Gene Ontology annotation, biological process: signal transduction. The coding region runs from base 185 to 1879 and encodes 564 amino acids.
AAAUCAGUGCAAAAGACCCAGCCACAGAGAACAAGCCACUUCUCUGCUUUCUGAAUUUUCCAGAUGCUUGCCAAUUAUCUGUAGUACCGUGGGAGUGCUUCUUACUCAUACAUGAUAAUAGAACCCACCACUCUGUGAUCUGCAGUGAAGGACAGCAUUCAAGGGAAGGGUUUAUUAAUGAAAUAUGAUGGUGUACGUAGAUUUGAUCUUCCUAUCUACCUUCCUCUCGGUUUCCAUGACAACUGAACUAUUUGAUGCAAUGGAAGGGGAGGCUUUAGUUAUAAAAUGUCCCAAACGGAGUUCAUCUGUGAAAGUCACCUGGUAUCACAUGGAUACUAACAAAAUAAUUCCUGCAGAAGAGGAGGGAUCACGAAUAUUUUCCUUAGAACGAUUUCUUUGGUUUCUGCCAACUUCUAGAGAGGAUUCUGGAAACUACACUUGUGUAACAUAUCUUUCAAGAAAUCGCACAAAGUCAUUCAACGUGAGUGUGCAAGUGCAUUCAUACAAGCAAGCAAUAUGUUUCCCAAGUCAGAUUCGUUACCCAAAUGACACUGGAAGAGGAAAAAUUGUUUGUCCUACCAUUGAUAACUAUAAGAAUGCUACUAUCAUCCAGUGGUAUAAGGACUGCAAACCUGUUCAGGGACAGAGAUACUUCAAGGAAGGAAAAUACAUUUAUAUUGAGAACCCAACAAGGGAAGAUGAUGGUUAUUAUACUUGUCAAUUUAUUUAUACUUAUAAAGGAAAUGUAUUUAAUGCCUCAGCAACAAGAAUUUUCAUAAGUGAGGUAAAACACUCACCUCUACCUCCUCAAAUCUUAUUUCCAAAGAAUAAAGGAGUAAUAGAAGUGGAGCUUGGUACUGCUUUGUCUCUGAAAUGUCAGGCCCUCCUGGGGAUUAAGAAACAGCCAAUAUCUGCUGUCAGAUGGGAUGUGAAUAACAUCCCAGCGAAACACUGUGAUUUUACAAGAUUUCAUGAAGAAACACAUUUUUUUGAAGGACGUGAGCAAGAAUACUAUGAAGAGACCACUUUGAAUAUAACUGAAGUAAAAAAGGAGGAUCUGCAGUCGAAUUUCACUUGUAUAGCACUGAACACAAUGCACAACACAAGAGUCACAGUGACGUUAGAACUCAAAACACAGUUUGAGGCAUUUUCCAAUCUGCUGCCUCUUCUGCAGAGGAAAGUAAGACUGACUCUUCAGCCUCCUGUAAGAUGCACCUCCACAAGUGCUGUGGUUCUUUGUAAUGUCCUCUUGAUCACAGGAUCUCUAGUUCUGCUAAUUGCAAUAGCAGUCUCGGUUAUACUUUAUCAGUCCUUCCGAGUUGAUAUUGUCCUAUUGUAUCGGGAGAUAUUUCAGCCCUCCUCCGUCAAGGAUGAUGGGAAGACAUAUGAUGCAUAUGUUAUCUACCCCAAAAAUCACACCAAUGAAGCUAAUUUUGUGGAAUACUUUGUUUACCAAAUCAUGCCAGAAAUUCUAGAAAAUAAAUGUGGAUAUAAAUUGUGUAUUUAUGGGAGAGAUAUAUAUCCUGGAGAAGAUACAGCCAGUGCAAUUGAGAAGAGGAUGCAGAGCAGCAGACGGCUGAUCAUCCUUCUAACACACCAGCUGGUUAACUGUAAAGAACAUACCUAUGAUCAACACAUUGCUUUAUACAAUGCCCUCAUUCAAAAUGACACAAAGGUGAUCCUUCUGGAAAUGGAGAGAAUUGGGACUUACGGGAAGCUUCAGGAAUCUCUUAGGUUUCUUAUUAAGCAACAAGGUACCAUCAAAUGGAAAGAGCAACACACUGUGCACCCACAGUCACCCAGUUCUAAGUUCUGGAAACAGGUGAGGUACCACAUGCCACCGACACUCAAGUCCUCACACGCAGAUAACACUGGGUGAACAGUCUAUGAAAAUACUGCUAAACUCUCAGAAUGGACUACAUGCCUGCAAUUGUUUUUCCUCUCAGAAGGUACGUAAUGUUACAGUCUGGAAGUCUGGCUGUGGUUU